Mustela lutreola (European mink) is the source of this 5545-nucleotide messenger RNA. RefSeq names its product sphingomyelin phosphodiesterase 3 (gene SMPD3). Gene Ontology annotation, molecular function: sphingomyelin phosphodiesterase activity. Gene Ontology annotation, cellular component: extracellular region; cytoplasm. The transcript has 10 exons. The record is from RefSeq and is a predicted model, not a curated record. Gene Ontology annotation, biological process: sphingomyelin metabolic process. NCBI's taxonomy places the organism in Eukaryota, Metazoa, Chordata, Mammalia, Carnivora, Mustelidae. The coding region runs from base 654 to 2630 and encodes 658 amino acids.
GCUCUUUUACCGCCUGGGUUCAGCUCUCUCCCAUCCCCACGUAUCUUGGCGAGGCUGAGAUUACACAAAGGUCCUGGGGGAAAGCUCCCAUUGUUCCAGCUUCGUCUAUCAGAUCUAACCCAGGCCCCGAGGCUGGAGCUCUGAAUUCGCCUCUCUCCGCUCCCCACCUCACACAUCCGCAGCCUGGCCCGGGUCCAGCUGUUCUGGUCCCGAUUGCGGUGGCUUCCCCUCUUCAGACGAUCAAGAGGGUCCCAGCAGCCCCUCCUCAGGAAGGUUUGUUGUCUUCAUCUGUGUUCUCUGGUGCCUUGAAAUGCCUACACACCGCUCAGCCGGCCAAUCCAUUCCAGGAGGAAAUGCUGUACUUGAAAUGCAGCUGAACACUGGGCCUGCAGAAAUCCUGCCAUUUGUGUGGACUUGUAUUUAAAGUUCUACUCCCACAGAAAGCUCCCUGGUGGGCCUUGGUGGCCCAGUAUGGCGCACUGAGGUGAAUCAUGCCUGGCUGGCCAGCACUCACCACUGACCACCCAGAGACGCAUCUCACCAGGAGGUGACCCCUCCUCCACCUGCUCCCCCACCCCACCCCUUGCAAGAAAGUGCCCGCGCUGCCACGGACACCAUGUAGUAGGGCCGGCCGCGGCGCCCAGUGAGCUGCGAUGGUUUUGUACACGGCCCCCUUUCCCAAUAGCUGUCUGUCCGCCCUGCAUGCCGUGUCCUGGGCGCUCAUCUUCCCAUGCUACUGGCUGGCAGACCGGCUCGUGGCCUCCUUCAUCCCCACCACCUACGAGAAGCGCCAGCGGGCGGACGACCCGUGCUACCUCCAGCUGCUCUGCACUGUGCUCUUCACGCCCGUCUACCUGGCCCUCCUGGUUGCCUCGCUGCCCUUCGCCUUCGUCGGGUUCCUCCUCUGGUCCCCACUGCAGUCCGCCCGCCGACCCUACGUCUACUCCCGGCUAGAGGACAAGGGCCUGGCUGGUGGGGCGGCCCUGCUCAGUGAAUGGAAGGGUACAGGUCCCGGCAAAAGCUUCUGCUUUGCCACUGCCAACGUCUGCCUCCUCCCUGACUCGCUGGCCAGGCUCAACAAUGUUUUUAACACCCAAGCGCGGGCCAAAGAGAUUGGGCAGAGAAUCCGCAAUGGGGCCAGUCGGCCCCAGAUUAAAAUCUACAUUGAUUCGCCCACCAACACCUCCAUCAGUGCGGCCAGCUUCAGCAGCCUGGUGUCACCGCAGGGCAGCGAUGGUGUGGCCAAGGCCGUCCCCGGGAGCAUUAAGAGGACGGCCUCUGUGGAAUACAAGGGUGACGGCAGCGGGCGUCACCCCAGUGACGAGGCUGCCAAUGGCCUGGCCUCCGGGGAGCCGGCGGAGGGUAGCCUGGAGGACGCCUGCAUCGUGCGCAUCGGAGGCGAGGAGGGGGGCCGGCCCCCUGAAGCCGACGACAGCGCUGCUGGGGGCCAAGCCAGGAAUGGGGCUGGUGGGGCCCCCCAGGGCCAGACACCCAACCACAGUCAGCGGGACGGGGACUCGGGGAGCCUGGGCAGCCCAUCGGCCUCCAGGGAGUCCCUGGUGAAGGUGCGGGCCGCGGCAGACGGCGGCGGCAGUGGGGAGCCGGGCGCCACCAACAGCAAGUUCCCCUACAAGGCCUCCGGAGUGAAGAAGGCAGCUGCGCGCAAGAGGCGGCACCCGGACGAGGCCUUUGACCACGAGGUGUCCGCUUUCUUCCCCGCCAACCUGGACUUCCUGUGUCUGCAGGAGGUGUUUGACAAGCGGGCAGCCGCCAAGUUGAAAGACCAGCUGCAUGGCUACUUCGAGUACAUUCUGUACGACGUCGGGGUCUAUGGCUGCCAAGGCUGCUGCAGCUUCAAGUGUCUCAACAGCGGCCUCUUCUUUGCCAGCCGCUACCCUAUCAUGGACGUGGCCUAUCACUGUUACCCCAAUGGGCGGCGCUCCGAUGGCCUGGCCUCGAAAGGGGCGCUGUUUCUCAAGGUGCAGGUGGGAAGCACACCUCAGGACCAAAGAAUUGUCGGGUACAUUUCCUGCACACACCUGCACGCCCUGCCAGAGGACAGUGCCAUCCGGUGUGAGCAGCUGGACCUGCUUCAGGACUGGCUGGCUGAUUUCCGAAAAUCUACCUCCUCGUCCAGCACAGCCAACCCCGAGGAGCUGGUGGUGUUUGAUGUCAUCUGUGGAGAUUUUAAUUUUGACAACUGCUCCUCAGAUGACAAGCUGGAGCAGCAGCAUUCCCUGUUUACACACUACAAGGACCCCUGCCGCCUGGGGCCGGGAGAGGAGAAGUCCUGGGCCAUCGGUACCAUGCUGGACACAGACAACCUCUAUGACGAGGAAGUGUGCACCCCUGACAAUCUGCAGAAGGUCUUGGAGAGCGAGGAAGGACGCAGGGAGUACCUGGCCUUCCCCACCAGCAAGAGCCCUGGGGCAGGCCAGAAGGGACGCAAGGACCUGCUGAAGGGCAAUGGCAGGCGCAUCGACUACAUGCUGUACGCGGAAGAGGGGCUGUGCCCGGACUGGAAGGCCGAGGUGGAAGAAUUCAGUUUUAUCACCCAGCUGUCCGGCCUGACUGACCACCUUCCAGUGGCCAUGCGGCUGAUGGUGUCUGCAGGGGAGGAGGAGGCAUAGACCAGCCACGUCAUUCCGAGCAGCAGGGCCUCUGCCAGCCCUUUGAGCCGCAGCACCUCUCUGGCCGUGUCCCCUCCAGCCAGCACCCCUGGUGCUGGGGGAGGAGGGCAGGGACCCGGGGGUAGCCUCAGUCUGUCCCAGGUGAGCUGGAACCAGCGCCGCCCUGCACCUCUGGGCACUGACUGUGGACAGAGUCAGGCCGGCCUUGGGAGCCGCAGCUGCCCAACAGUGCCAUUCUUUCAAAACAUGAUUUUCUACAAAUCUACAGCACAACCUAGUUUGUAACCCGGGGGUUAGUAUGAGAACCGGGUUUCUGUACUCUUUGUAUCUCUUCUCAAGCUUCGUCCAGGGUUCAUUAUUUUUGUCCGCUGCCAUAUCGUCUCGCAUGCCUGCACCCUCGCAUGCAAACUGCCCGCAUGUCACGUGCCACACCGUAGCCACACAGACCCCUAACUCGGGCCUCACCCAAGGCCGAACUCCAAACACAAUCAGAACCAGCCAAAGAAGCAUUCCUGGGCACAGGGCCGCCAGCGCCCGCCUCCAGCUUGGACGGCCAGCAAGCCGGGACCAUGAGGAUGUGUCCAGUUACCAGCAAGCCCCAGCUCUUCCCAGGGUCUUGCAUUCAAGGGCGAUUACAUUUUAAAAAGAAAAACAGAAAAAGAAAACCACCCUUCACUUUAGAGGGUCUGCAAACCAUGAGGGAGAACCCUGUUUGGGCUCCCCCUCCCAGCCAGCCAGGGCCCCAGAGGCUCCCCCAAGAGACUUCAAAGUGGGCAAAGAGAAUCUGAGACAGUAUCACUCUUUCACAGGGAAGAGGGGAACUCAUGCUAUAAAAGGGUGGGGGUGGGGGCUUCAAGUAUUCCAAAUGAUCAAUUUAUGGCUUCUCUUCUGUCAAAACCAACCACAACCUUCUUCUGCCUGAUCCCACUUCCCUUCUGGACACCUCUCUGGUUUGGGACCAAGCUUUCCCUGGCUGAGCUCAGGAACUGUCUGCCUGCCUCUGGAGUGAGGCUGCAGCUCUGUCCUCCCAGGCCCAUCCUGAAAGGUGACCCAGGGGCCCUAGAUGAAGAGGCAGAAAGCCCAGGUGCAGACUGGCCUGUCCCCUCCCCCUCACCAGUAUGGAGGCUGGGGGUGAAGGCCAAGGGCCACUGCUUGCCUGGGGCAGCACAUGGUACUGGUUAGCAUCUAGGCCCACAGAUGCUCCCUCUGCCCCCACGGGACCAGGGCCAGCCCUGGGUACCCGGGCAGGACAUGGCAGAGCACGCAAGGGAGGUCCGCAGCUCUCCACUCCACAGCAGCCCCACCUCUGCCCACCUGCCUUUUAAAACACACCCGGGAUUGUUCCCCCACAGUCAAGCAAGGGAGGGAGGGGUCUGAUUCCCAGUGCAAGGACCCUCCAACUCGGAAGACUAUUCUUGUCAACCCCCACUGGUCUCCCCUCCUUGAAGCGCCCUGACCUUGUGCCCACUUGGCUCAGAGCCGGAUCUGCCCAGCGAGGCUGGGGAGUGCACCAGGACCCUUCAAAUACUAGAAGCCUCCUGGCGCCAGUGUGCGGACGCUGUGCCUUGUCACCCACUUGAGCUGCAAGAGGGACCCAGAUUGGGGUUGGGGGGGUGAGCAGACAACCACCCAGAGGCAGGCCCUGUGCUGGAGGAAGACACUUCAGAGAACCACACACAUGGGGGCACUGGUUUGUCCUGGGCAGUGUCUGGGCUGAGGGCCUCGCUGCAAGGAGCAUUCAUUCCCUAAGCCCCCAGCCCCACCUCGAGUGCAGAGCCAGGAGGGCCUGCUCACCGCUGAGUGCAGUCCCGCCAGGGCUCUCUUCCUCCGAGAGCCUGGCCUCCACAGUCCUGGGCAAGGCUCCGUGGGGUCACAGGGGACCCUACUCCUAGGAGCAGCCAAGAAGCUCUGCUCACACAGGCAGGGUCCAACUGAACAUGCUCAACGCCUGGUUGGCUGGGACUGAGCCAUGGCCUCCAGGCCUCGAGUCAGCUAUGUCCAGGAGAACAGGAGAGACAGAAGCCAGGGUUCCUGAAGCAGAGAAACACCAGCCCCGCCACCAGCCCUCCGAGGAGCCACUUCCCACCCAGGGCAGCUCUACGAGAGCGCCACGGCAUAGGGGCAUCUGCUUCUCUCCCUCCUCACAGGGCGGCCUUAGGCAAGUCAUACCUCCCUGUGCCUCGGUCAUUUCCUGCCCUAAUGAGGUCGCCUCUGCCCAACCUGGCCCUGGCAUCUGGAGCCAGGCCAGCCUGCAUCCCAUGCCCCCUCGCGCUUCCCUCUGGCGCAGCCUCAUUGCUGAGGCCACCACUGCCGACCAUACGUUUCAUCACGGCUGUGGGAUCCUAGGACCAUGCACAAGCCAGACUUUUCCAGUGUGAUUUUUUUUAAAAAAAGAAAGAAAACACUACCAGGAUCUCAGAUUCUGUGGCAUCUAGGCCUAGGAGGGGUGGACACGGGGGUCAUCCAAAUCCCCACCCACGGCCCCACGCCUGCCCCAGGCCCGGCCUCCUCCACAGAAGCCAGGAGGCAGGGGUCAGCUUUGGAAGGAAACGGUCAUUUCCACUUGUCCAAACCACCUUGAGUUUUAAGUAUGAAUAUUAACCUUGAUGCUUUUUAACUAUUGUAUUAACUUGCUGAGAUUUAGAAAUACUGUUUUAAAAAAAGAAAAAAAAACAAUUUUUUAAUUUCUGUAUUUUUUUCUGUAUUGUAUCCUCAUGGGACAUUAGGGGUUUUAUAUGGUAAGCACACCUAAGGUUUUGGUAAAAAUAUUAUCAAAUAUAUAUCCAGACGAUUCUUCCCUAGAAGAAAAACAAUCUUUACACCUGAUAAAAUAUUUUGAAAAGAGAGGUGUUUUUUCCCUUUAUUGGUGCUGAACGGAAGGAUAGAUAAUAAGAAAAUAAAACUGUGAGGCUCAA